Molecule: messenger RNA, 546 nt
Organism: Haemonchus placei
Lineage: Eukaryota; Metazoa; Nematoda; Chromadorea; Rhabditida; Trichostrongylidae
Source: the annotation of a GenBank genome assembly
AUGAUACCUGUUAUGGCAUACGUCGUUGGCGUCGUCAUGAUUGGUGUGACAGAAGUAGUGGUGAGUUCUAUGUCAGAAGUUGCAGUGGGACUAGGAGAUGGGAAUGGAACUGUGGUACUCGAUGUGGUAGUUUCUGUACUGGUUGUGGCGACGGUGGUGGAGGUUGUGGGAGUGGUGGUGGUUGUGGUAGUGGUUGUUGUAGUAGGAGAAGUCUUAGAGGUGCUUGUUGUCGUUGUAGUCGUUGUAGUCGUUGUAGUAGUAGUCGGAGUUGUUGUCGGAGAAGUAGUAGUGGUAGUCAUAGUUGUAGUCGAAGUAGUCGUACUCGGUGUUGUUGACGUAGUAAUCGUGGCAAUAGUCUUGGUUGUAGUCGAAACAUCCCCUACUGACCACUCAUCAGUCACGAAAUCUGAUAGAGUUGUCGAAGAGUUCAGGGACACUGUUGUGGGUGACGUUUUUGCAUCCAUAAGAGCCGAUGUAAGCCUCAACAAUGCUUUGGUGACUGCUACACAAUUGACUCCACUGUGUCGAUCAAGUCUCCUUCCAUAA